This is a messenger RNA of Manduca sexta (tobacco hornworm), 1661 nucleotides long. RefSeq names its product gamma-butyrobetaine dioxygenase. NCBI's taxonomy places the organism in Eukaryota, Metazoa, Arthropoda, Insecta, Lepidoptera, Sphingidae. The record is from RefSeq and is a predicted model, not a curated record. Gene Ontology annotation, biological process: carnitine biosynthetic process. Bases 48 to 1280 code for a protein of 410 amino acids. Gene Ontology annotation, molecular function: oxidoreductase activity. Gene Ontology annotation, cellular component: mitochondrion. The transcript has a single exon.
CUCAGUUUAUCGGCAGCCGGCUGAGAGCGAGCCCGUCUGUACCUACCAUGUUCGUAAUAAGGCGGAUACGAAGUGCAAAGUUCACUGCCAUACCAAAAUUAUCGAGACAUAUCCACAGCCACAGCGUACUGUUGAAACAAUCAGAACAUCUCAAUAUAGACAUAAAGGGACACUCUUUAAAGUUCCCUUUCGUGUGGCUCAGGGACAAUUGCCAAUGCGAGGAAUGCUUCCAUAAAUCGGCGAAGAGCCGGAUUCUUGACUGGAGUAACUUUGACGUAAAUGUUCAACCUAUAGAUGUAACUAGAGAAGGGAAUUCUAUACGCGUCAGUUGGACUGAUGGCCACCAGUCUUCAUACAAUAUCGAAUGGCUAAAAUUCAGAAGUUUUACUCCUGAGAACCAGAGAAAGUACAGUGACACGAUUUACAAGCCGAAGAAAGUGACUUGGCACGGCAAAGACUUCCAAAAAGUUUUUACUAAACACGAUUACAACGAGAUUUUGCGAUCGGAUGAAGCUCUUUACAACUGGCUUCACAAUUUCUCAGUAUACGGAGUCGCUUUGAUACAAAAUGCACCACAUUCCGAAACUGCUGUAGACCAAAUCGUUGAAAAAAUUGGGUUCACGAAAAGGACUCACUAUGGGGUUAAAUUUGUAGUUCAACAUGUACCCAAUACGAGCAACGUAGCGUAUUUAUCGAGCAAUUUGCAAAUGCACACAGAUUUGCCAUACUAUGAAUACUGUCCUGGCACCAACUUACUUCAUUGCCUGGUCCAGACAGCGAGUGAUGGAGGAGAAAAUCUGCUCUCAGACUGCCAUCACGUAGCGCGGUACAUGAAAGAGAAUUGUCCAGAAGAAUACACUCUUCUAACAGAAACAGAAGUAGAGUGGAGUGACGUCGGGGUAGAACACGGCAACGAGUUUUUCAAACUUUACCGUUCGCCCGUCAUAUGCCUUGAUUCACAUGGGGCAAUUAUAAGAAUAAACUUCUCUAUUCCCCAAAGAGGCAGUCACUUCCCAGGGCCUAUUGAGAAAGUGGUGCCAUGGUACAAAGCUCACAGCUUAUUCUUGAAUUUAAAUCAUCAGUUUUCCGCCAAAUUUAAAACACAGCCGGGUGAUAUCCUCGCCUUUGAUAAUAUCAGAUUACUGCACGGUAGAAAUGCGUACGAAGAUGACACCAAUAAUGUUAGGAAAAUCAUAGGGGCUUACUUGGAUUGGGACGAGAUAUACUCGCGUUUAAGGUGCUUGAAGGUCAAAUUGAGAAAUGAGGAAGGGAUUUGUUAACUUUAUAAUGUAGGUAUUUCUUAGUAAAAUUUGUAUUUAUUAAGGUAUAAGUUGUUUAUUCAUUUAUUUUAAUAUAAGGUUCAGAUUCAUGAUUUUCCACCAUGUUUUUAUUAAGUAGUAAUAUAAGUAACAUUGUGUGUAGUUUGGGUAUUCAUAUAAUAUGAAUUAUGAAUUACCUAUGGUCAUCGAAAAACAUAUUAUUUUGUGUUGUCUAUAGAUUAGAAAAGAAUAUGUUUACACCACGGUUAUACCUCUAUAUAGAAGGCUACUUACACAUACCACGUAUUAAGCACUCGGUAAGAGAGCUGUGGUGUACUGUGCAUUAGUUGGAUUAUGAUUUUGACCAAUGACUUUUGUAAUAUUUUUAUAAUUGAGAUAUAA